UCGGAGUCAAAAUGAGGGAAAAUAAGAACAUGUCCGAGUCCCCGUCUCAAGCGGGAAAAGAAAUACCGGCGAAAAAACAAAAAUUAAGUAGUGACGAGAACAGUAACCCCGAUUUGUCAGGAGACGAGAACGAUGAUGCAGUCAGUGUUGAGAGUGGAACCAAUGCAGAGCGCCCUGACACACCCACUAACACUGCCAACGCACCAGGCAGAAAGAGCUGGGGAAAGGGCAAAUGGAAGUCUAAGAAAUGCAGAUACUCCUUCAAAUGUGUCAACAGCCUGAGGGAGGACCACGGCCAGCCGCUGUUUGGAGUCCAGUUUAACUGGCACAGUAAGGAGGGAGACCCUCUGGUAUUCGCAACAGUCGGGAGUAACAGGGUAACUCUGUAUGAAUGUCACUCUCAGGGAGAAAUAAGACUGUUACAGUCUUAUGUUGAUGCUGACGCAGAUGAAAACUUCUAUACGUGUGCCUGGACCUACGACACCAACACUAGUCAUCCUCUAUUGGCCGUCGCCGGGUCCCGUGGCAUCAUUCGAGUCAUCAACCACAUCACAAUGCAAUGCAUCAAGCAUUAUGUAGGACACGGAAAUGCUAUCAAUGAGCUGAAGUUUCAUCCAAGAGAUCCCAACCUCCUACUUUCUGUCAGCAAAGAUCAUGCCCUUCGUCUGUGGAACAUUCAUACAGACACAUUAGUGGCGAUAUUCGGCGGUGUUGAAGGUCAUCGGGAUGAAGUGCUGAGUGCCGAUUUUGAUCUCCUGGGUGAAAAGAUCAUGUCAUGUGGGAUGGACCACUCCCUUAAACUGUGGCGAAUCAAUUCAGAGAGAAUGCAGAAAGCCAUCCGUGGCUCUUAUGAGUACAACCCCUCAAAGACCAACAGGCCUUUUGUUUCACAGAAAAUCCACUUCCCAGACUUCUCAACCCGUGACAUCCAUCGAAACUACGUGGACUGUGUGCGGUGGCUGGGAGACCUGAUCCUGUCCAAGUCUUGUGAAAACGCCAUUGUCUGCUGGAAACCAGGAAAGAUGGAAGACGACAUCGACCACAUCAAACCAAACGAGUCCAACGUGACCAUUCUGGGACGCUUCGAUUACAGCCAGUGUGACAUUUGGUACAUGCGCUUCUCCAUGGACUUUUGGCAGAAGAUGCUGGCUCUGGGAAACCAAGUGGGGAAGCUGUAUGUGUGGGACCUUGAGGUGGAAGAUCCACACAAAGCAAAGUGCACCACACUGACCCUUCCCAAAUGCACGUCGGCCAUCCGCCAGACCAGCUUCAGCCGCGACAGCAGCAUCUUGAUAGCCGUGUGCGACGACGCUUCGAUCUGGCGCUGGGACCGGCAGCGCUGAACCACUUGGAACUGACCAAAUGUGUUGUUUGUCGCUUAGCCCUCGGGGACACGUCGUCCUGAAUUUAGCUGCCGUACAGAUGUGCACUGCAAAAAUGUCCAUUAGAACAUGGAGUCUCAUAUGUGGUCUCAGAGAAUUCCUUUACAAGUGAGAAAUCCCCAUUUUUU
This is a messenger RNA of Sphaeramia orbicularis (orbiculate cardinalfish), 1510 nucleotides long. RefSeq names its product embryonic ectoderm development (gene eed). Bases 12 to 1343 code for a protein of 443 amino acids. The transcript is spliced from 12 exons. The record is from RefSeq and is a predicted model, not a curated record. Lineage: Eukaryota; Metazoa; Chordata; Actinopteri; Kurtiformes; Apogonidae. Gene Ontology annotation, molecular function: protein binding.